UGCGUAUUAGUAUCAGCUGUGUACAUAUUUCGAGGAGUGUAUAAAUUGUAUUCUGUAUAUCACUUGUUACUGUACUUGCUGAAGUCUACCAAGCACAGUAGGCAAAGAGGACGGCAAUUGCUAUACGAUGAUUCGGCUUUCGUGUAUUCUGAUCGCAUUGGCGCUCAUUGGCAUUUAUGCAGAAGAACCGGAGAAAUUGGUAGGAGGAACUCGUACUGCUAUACAGGAAAAUGCACAUGCUGUGUCUAUACAAAUGAAUGGACAACAUUUUUGUUCUGGUAGCAUAAUUAAUAACGAUGCUAUUCUUACCGCUGCCCAUUGCGUAACAGAGCUCGUGGCUAUACCUCAUAUGCUGAGUUCUGUAACCGUUGUUAGUGGUUCGACGUACAAUAAUAUGAUAGACAAUAAUGGACAAAGACACCGAGUAAAGCAAGCAUAUUACUAUCCUGGCUACCAACAAAGUUCGGGUAGAACACCAGGCGGUGACAUUGGUAUCCUUAAGCUGUCUCAACCCAUGGUAUUCAACGAGCGUCAAAAGCCAGUUAAGCUUCCAUUUAAAAAUAUUAUACCAGGUGUACCUUUAAAGGUUGUAACUUGGGGUGCACAAGGAUUUAGACAACGUGUGCAUAAUGAUUUAAGGAAAAUAGAAGGGAAUAGCAUGGAAGCAUCAGAAUGUCAAAGAUACCAUCGUUAUAUGAAAAUUGAUAAAUUAGAGUUCUGUAUUCUCAUCCGUGCUAAAGUUGGAACGUGCAAUGGUGACAGCGGUGGCGGUGUUAUUUCGCGAAUCGAUGGAACCAUUGUCGGCUUAGUCUCUGGUGGAAUGCCAUGUGCCCACGGUAUUCCAGACGUAUACACCACUGUUCACCCUUACUCCUCUUGGAUCAGGUCAAUUGUAUCCGGCAUUUAAUUUUAUCUCUUUUUAUAUAUGUACUGUAUGUUUCAAUAAACGUUAUUAACUGAGCACCACAA
Messenger RNA from Harpegnathos saltator (Jerdon's jumping ant), 969 nucleotides. RefSeq names its product chymotrypsin-1. The transcript is spliced from 4 exons. The record is from RefSeq and is a predicted model, not a curated record. Gene Ontology annotation, biological process: proteolysis. Lineage: Eukaryota; Metazoa; Arthropoda; Insecta; Hymenoptera; Formicidae. Gene Ontology annotation, molecular function: serine-type endopeptidase activity. Bases 128 to 907 code for a protein of 259 amino acids.